Molecule: messenger RNA, 2899 nt
Organism: Syngnathus typhle (broad-nosed pipefish)
Lineage: Eukaryota; Metazoa; Chordata; Actinopteri; Syngnathiformes; Syngnathidae
Product: transcription factor Sox-8-like
Exons: 3
Coding region: 1-1314 (437 amino acids)
Biological process (GO): neural crest cell development; morphogenesis of an epithelium; negative regulation of transcription by RNA polymerase II
Cellular component (GO): nucleus
Molecular function (GO): RNA polymerase II cis-regulatory region sequence-specific DNA binding; DNA-binding transcription factor activity, RNA polymerase II-specific
Source: RefSeq, a predicted model, not a curated record
AUGUUGAAAAUGACCGAGGAGCACGACAAGUGCGCGGGCGAGCAACCAUGCAGUCCCGCGGUCACCAGCAGCUCCAUGUCCCAGGACGAGUCUGACUCAGACGCGCCGUCCUCGCCGAUCGGUUCCGACGGCCACGCCGCCUCUUUGCUCGCCGGCUUAGGCAAGAAAUUGGACUCGGAAGACGACGAGCGCUUCCCGGCUUGCAUACGGGACGCCGUGUCGCAGGUCCUCAAGGGAUACGACUGGUCCCUGGUGCCCAUGCCGGUGCGAGGCAACGGCUCCCUGAAGAGCAAGCCGCACGUCAAGAGGCCCAUGAACGCCUUCAUGGUUUGGGCUCAGGCGGCCCGCAGGAAGUUGGCCGACCAGUACCCGCACCUGCACAACGCCGAACUGAGCAAGACGCUUGGCAAACUGUGGCGUUUGCUUUCCGAGAGCGAAAAGAGACCAUUUGUGGAUGAGGCAGAGCGGCUGAGGGUUCAGCACAAGAAGGACCACCCAGACUACAAGUACCAGCCCAGGCGGCGGAAGAACGUCAAACUGGGCCAGAGUGACUCGGACUCUGGUGCUGAACUGGCCCAGCAUCACCAUCAUCAUCACCACCACAUGUACAAAGCGGAACCGGGGAUGGCUGGACUUGAAGGGGUGGGCAACGGCCACCACCGUCCUGAACAUGCAGGACAGCCUCAUGGCCCACCGACACCACCCACCACCCCGAAAAUGGACACGCACCAUGGCGUCAAGCGGGACUUGAAGAACGAAGGCCGCCGCCUGGCCGAUAGCGGCAGGCAGAACAUCGACUUCAGCAACGUGGACAUCUCGGAGCUGAGCACCGACGUCAUCAGCAACAUGGAGGCCUUUGACGUGCACGAGUUUGACCAGUACCUCCCCUUGAGCGGCCAUGCCGCCGCUUCCUCCUCUGCGGAGCAGGCCGCUUACGUCUCCCCCUACAGCGGCAGCUCUGUGUGGAACCGCAAGAACGCCAUGGCGGCCGAGGCAGCGCAGCACCGCCUCCACAUCAAAACCGAGCAGCUGAGCCCGAGCCACUACAGCGAGCGCUCCCCCUCGGACCCAGACUACGGCCCGUACAACAGCCAGGCCUUAACGGCCUCUUUCCCCGCCUCCUCCUGUGACUAUAGCGACCUGCAGAGCUCCAACUACUACAACCCUUACGCCGGCUACCCAUCGGGCCUCUACCAGUACCCGUACUUCCACUCGCAGCGGCGACCCUACGGCAGCUUAGCGGUGGCACCCGCUCACAGCCCCGCCGCCUCUGGCUGGGACCAACCAGUCUACACCACGCUGACCCGCCCUUGAUGGCCGGGACAGACUUAAGCACUACUAACAAAGGAAAAGCAAAAAAGUGCCUGCUGAUUUUCUACAACAUACUAUAUCUUUGCAACACUUGACUUUUGACGCCAAAGGAAACUAUUGGCUGUGCCUCCGUGAAGAUGUAUUUUCUUCCGUGUGUGUGUGGUUUUUUUGUUUUGUUUUUAUGGCCUGCACUUAACGAUGAAACACUAGCUUCUUUCACAAAGCUUCCGCAGAACAGCUGCAGCGACAAGGUAAUAGAAAAAAUCAGUGUUAAAAUCGCUGUAAAAUCCAAACAAAUGUCUUGACAGAGAAGAGCGUUGAAGUUAGCAGAAACAACUAAAUGCAAACGUGUUAAACUGAUCACUUGGGAAACAAGAUGUUGUGUCCGCUGAAUUUGUGGAGCCCUGCUAAAAAAUGCAUGGUUUGGGUUUGGAAAAACACCUCAGUUGACUACAAUAUUUCCUCUUCAUGGGAGACACUGGCCUUUAGUACAGCACUCUAAAUAGCUCACUGCAUGCUAUCGUGAUCAAAAUCCUCAAGUGGGGAGCACGGAGUGGUUGCCAAUUCUAACCACGGCCUGAAAAUUGUGAAAGCAGUUUACCACGACAGAACGUCUCUGCAGUUCUACCACCCUCCCAAACAAUGCAAACCUACCGUUACUUUCACGUUUACAGCGGUUUGCUUAAAAUGUCUCAUGGAUUUACUUGAUUUAAAUGCAAAUGGAAUUGAGCCUCAGCUUUUGAGUUUCACCCUAAUCAGAUGACAAACUUUUUGUCCAGAAGUGAGUGUCGAGUGUCCCACCCACCUUUUGCCUUUGUCAAUAUGCGCUUGCAUCCUGACUUGAGCUAGCCGUGCACAAAGGGAUGCUGACCAAUUCCAGCCUGAUUAAAUUCCAAACACAAGGAAGUGCAUUUUGAAAUUCCCUCAUAUCAAGUCUUAAUAGAAGCAAAAGUGACUAUAAUAUGAAACUUACACUGUAAAAGUCUUAGACUUGUAUAUAUUUAUCUUUUUACUUUCAUUGUUGGUUUCUCUUGUAGUGGGCAUGCGUGAAGAAUUAUUCCGAUUUUUGUUUGAUUGAAGAUCUCAUUCCAAUGAAGACAAUUCCAUCGAAAGCAAAGUUCCUCGUUACAAGUGCAACACAACAGGUGUCAGCAAUCUAUGCCUGGCCAAUUGCGAUUGGUCAUGUUAGGGCUUGAGAAAAUGGGAUCAAAUAACACUGGCCGCUCUGAGUGAUGCGUCAGCUGGACGACACAUGGAUGUGUGUCCGCGCCAAAUCUAGUUUAAUUUCUUUUUUCAAGAUUCAAGAUUCAAGAGUUUUUAUUCGCCAUGUUUGAGCGUGCCAAACAAGGAAUUUGACUUCGGUAAAAAUACACCCUCUGUUAAACAUUUAGGUGACUAACAACAUUCAGGACAUGUGAAUAAUGGCAAAAACAGUGUAGACAAAUUCAAAAAGGUUUUUGUACAUUAUGUAUAAUUUUGACAAAGGGUUGUGCAAAUAAUUGAUUAUGAACCCAUUUUUCCAAUCGCACACACUUGCAAAGCUAACCCAUGUGCUGGCUGAUUUUUUUUAAUAAAUGACUUGCUCCUA